UGAGUCAUAUACGAACUACGUUUGAAAACACCUGCUGAGCGCCACGUGAAAAUGAUUAACACCCGAUUAGGGUCAUGUGAUUAGAAAUGCGCGUGAUUUGACGUGUUAGUUUUCAUACUAGCUCAGAGAAGCCAAAUGAAAGUAUAGGUUUGAAGUGUUUUUUACCUGGAACCACCACAGCAAGAGACCAAACCACCCUUAGAGGAAGAUGUCUGCUGCUUCAGAUGAACUGAAUGGCCUGGAAACCGGCAGAUUGUGGGGUAUUACCAAGCAACAAGAUGACCAAAAAUGUGAAGAUCUCUUAGAGGCUCUGUAUAGCCCCGCUGGCGGUAUCGCAGCUGCGUUGAGGUCUGUCGCAUCCUGGAACACAUGGAAUCAUAGUCCAGCCGCACUCUCCCCAGGUCCUCGGUUCACCUUCCCUGGACAGGACGAGCCUCAGAAUGUGCCGCCUCCAAUGGCCUCCCCCUAUGCAGAGGUCCCAGGAAAAAGAGGAUAUGAGAUCAGUCUCAAGGAGAGCGAUAAAGAUGUUACUGAAAUCACAAGUGCAUCAAAGUAUUGUCAAUCCUCACCCCUGUACCAGGAGUACUGCCUGCAGAGCGUACAGGCGGAGAUGCAGAGGAUUCAGGGCAGUGACCUGUCUGCUCUGGCGGUCGCCAUUAGCCUGCCCGGCCUCCUGAAGUGCCACAGUGCCACAACGACGUCGUCACCUCCUGCUCCUCGCUCCUUCCACCAGGAGAAGGGCAGCCUUCUGUGGCAGGAUUUACCUGAGGUUCGAGAGCAGGGUCUCCUGAUGAGACUGGGUCGAAAGGAGAUCAAGCUACAAGAGGCCAUGUUCGAGCUGAUCAGGUCAGAGGCCUCAUAUCUGAAGAGUCUGACAGUGGUGGUGACUCAUUUUCGAGGGUCGCAGACGUUACGCCUGUCCUUGCCUACUGUGGAACACCACUUUCUCUUCUCAAACCUUUUGGAUGUCCAGAGAAUGAGUGAGCGGUUCCUGCUAGACUUGGAGGCCCGUCUAGGGCAGAAUGUCAUGAUGAAGCAGAUUGGGGACCUUGUGCUUCAGCACCAUGCCGCACUGCGUCGGGUCUACGUGCCAUACAUCACCAACAUGAUGUACCAGGAAACACUCCUCAAACGCCUGAUGCAGGAAAACCGAGGAUUUGUGCAAGCUUUGAAGAAACUGGAGCAGGACCCUGCAUGCCAGCGACAGAAUCUCAAGUCCUUCCUGGUACUGCCCUUCCAAAGGAUCACUCGAUUGCGGAUUGUUCUGGAGAACAUCUUGAAGCUGACACCACUCGAGUCUGACCCAGUUACCCUUACAAAGGAAGCCAUAAUGGCCGUGCACCAGAUCUUGAAAGAGUGUGAUGACAGCGUUCAGCGCAUGAAACAGACGGAAAAACUUGUUGCACUGGAGAAACAGCUUGACUUCAAAAGCGUUAAGUCUCUCCCCCUUAUCAGUCACAGGCGCCACCUAGUGCAAGAGGGCUGCUUACGGCAAGUAUUAAUGAAGGGUCUUCUGAGUAAAGUACUGAACAUCCACUUACACCUCUUCAAUGACCUGCUGCUGCUAUCUCUCCGGGGAGUGUCCCGUUUCCACGUGCUGGACUAUGCCCGCUUCCCAGCCCAUGUCAGUGUGGGCCAGGUGAAAACUAAGCUUCAUGGGCUGCCCCAGCACUGCUUCCAGUUGCACUUCUCUAAGAACCACUCAAACCUGCCUGCUGACUUUGUCCUCGCUGCAAAUGCUGGCUCAGAAAGGGAUGUGUGGAUUGGACUCCUAUCACCACAAGGCGGCGACACGACCAUAAAAGAUGCGGGGCAGACAUCGUAGGGUUUACCUUUCACCAUGAAGACUAUAUAUUGGGCUUUAAUAUUAGCAGGAAAUGACGGAUGUUUAAUAUAUCAAGAUGUCUUAUUUUAACUGUGCUAUUCUAAUAAAGCGUAUGACUUGUGAACGUGUAA
Molecule: messenger RNA, 1956 nt
Organism: Paramormyrops kingsleyae
Lineage: Eukaryota; Metazoa; Chordata; Actinopteri; Osteoglossiformes; Mormyridae
Product: rho guanine nucleotide exchange factor 19
Biological process (GO): activation of GTPase activity
Cellular component (GO): nucleus; cytoplasm
Molecular function (GO): guanyl-nucleotide exchange factor activity
Source: RefSeq, a predicted model, not a curated record